GACCCAUAAUGACUAGUCCAGGAUCCUAAGCCAGAAAUUCUCAUCAACCAGUCUAACGCCAGGCUUUGUUUUGCCAACUGUAGUCAGCAGUCCCAGAACUCAGAAGAGGGUGGCCUAAGUAAGAUUGCUGAGCCCCACGACUUCAUGACCUGCAGAAAAAAGCUUCGUCUGACCCAAAAUGUUUCAUAUUAAUGUCAAUAGGGUGGAAUUCCUCACCCUGUAUAGAACAGAGUGCCUAAAGUUGUGGGCCACUGUUGGGCAGAUUCUCAUAGAGAAUGACCUCAGUUUCCUGAGCUGUUCCCAGGCACUGCCACAGAAUCAGAUUCUUGGGCUUGUGAGUGGGAGCAGUCACGUUGGGGUUACUGUAGGGACUGGCUGGGUGCAAAGUAAAGCCAGUGUUGGGUCAAAGUGCUGGUGAGGCUGGGCUGAGGUCAAGCGUUGUCAUAGUUCUCAUAGCUUGUCGUUAAAUAGAGGCUCAGCCUUUCCUUGUUCCUAAGCUUCUGCUACUAGGUAUAAGUGCUAGGAUGCCUUCUGCAGCUGAUGGCUGGGAGGAUGUGGAUAGGGGACUUCCCGCCUUCCAUGGCACACCAGCUAAUGCUGAUUGUUAGAAGAAUGGGCCGAGGAAACCAGCUUUCCCCAUCUGGGGUGCCACUGCCGUUGUGCAAAUUGGUCAGGGCACUUUCACCCUAGUCCACUCAGGUCGGUUUAGUUUCUAGCAGAAAGGGGUCAGAGACGGUGACUCACUCAGCCCCAUCAGCAUCCAACAAACCCCCUCCCAUGCGACUCGUGGCCCUUGCUUUUGAGGAAAUAAACAAGUCCCACUACCUCCGUAGAUUUAUUUUUAAUGAAAAGGAUUCGUUUGUCCAAGUUCUUAAUUCCAAAGCCGAGGCGAUUGCCUGGCUGGAGCGCAUCUUUCCCCAGCUUUUCUGUUUCUGGCAGCGGUGGGAGGCUCGCCCCUCAGUCGGUCCAGAGGAGCUUGUGGGAAGGGUUGGUUGGCUGGUUUGGGAUAUACGGGUUGGUUUCGGAUUUUUGUUUCCUUCUUGUUUGGGGGUACUGGUCAGGGGACAGGUUGAAACAAAUUCAAAACGAGGUAGCGAACGAAUUCUGCUAGCAUCUGGCUUUCACUCCCGACUAACUGCGGUUCUGGCCAGGGACCGGCUGCACGAAGCACAUUCGGGCCCCGCCGCUGUGUGCCAGCUUCGUUCUGGCCGAAAUUAGAAAGCGGGGAAAGCUGUACGGUGCGAUCAACUCAAGGACCCUGCCAGCCGACACGGGUCACCCGCAGAGCAGGAGAAGGAGGGAGGCGAGGAUGAGGAUGGCGGCGUCAAUGGCAAGGACUUAUGUCCCUUUGCAUACCACUCUGGGGCCACUCUGCUCGUGCUGUGCCCUGCCGGCUGCCGCCCCGUCUCCCAGCGUGGACCUCCUCUCUGCGGCCCCUGUCUCUGUUGAGCCUGGAGCUCAACCACAGAUGUCCAGCCACAAUUCUCGGUUGGCCGCAGACUCGUACAAGAAUUGCGUUUGGACAAUCAGUGGCGAAGCCCCUGAGUUCAGGGGCCCGGUCCCCCUCGGGGUUCUGCCUGGCUCCUUAAAAGCGCACACCAGAUCUCGGGAGCUGCGUAUCCGAAUACCUCCAGAAGCUCAGCAGUCGCAGCCCAUCCCGCGGACCACUGGCCUGGAAAUAGUCCAGCAUGAAGCUGUGACCAGAGCUAGGCUAGAGCUCCAGGGUUCGGAUCCCAGGAUGCUGAUCACCAGGGCCGAAGCAUGGAGGUGACGCGUGGACGCGUGGACGCGCCCAGAUCAGCGGCACCCAGUCCCCGCCCCAAGCCGGGGCUCCCUUUCCAGCUCAUCGCGUCAUCUGGAGGGUGUGCCACAGAUCACAACGCGGACAACACCACAGAGAUGCUGCAAGAAUGGCUGGCCGCUGUGGGCCGAGACUAUGCGACUGUGGUGUGGAGGCCCGAGGAGGAGGCCAGGUCCUAUCCAGAUGAACAGGGUCCCAAGCACUGGACCAAAGAAAGGCAUCAGUUUUUGAUGGAGCUGAAGCAGGAAGCGCUGACCUUUGCCAGGGGUUGGGGAGCAGACUACAUCUUGUUUGCAGACACAGACAACAUCCUUACCAACAACCAGACGCUUCGGCUUCUCAUAGAGCAGCGUCUGCCAGUGGUGGCCCCGAUGCUGGAUUCUCAGACCUAUUAUUCCAACUUUUGGUGUGGGAUCACUCCACAGGGCUACUACCGCCGCACAGCUGAAUACUUCCCUACAAAGAACCGCCAGCGCCAGGGCUGCUUCCGGGUCCCUAUGGUCCACUCUACCUUCCUGGUGUCCUUGCAGACUGAAAAAACAGCCCAGCUUGCCUUCUACCCACCUCAUCCCAACUACACUUGGCCUUUUGAUGACAUCAUUGUCUUCGCCUAUGCCUGCCAGGCUGCGGGGGUCUCAGUACAUGUGUGCAAUGACCAUCGCUACGGGUACAUGAAUGUGGCAGUGAAGUCCCACCAGGGGCUGGAGGAGGAGAAGGACAACUUCGUCCACCUGAUUUUGGAAGCACUAGUGGAUGGGCCCCCAAUGACGGCCUCAGCUCAUGUGUCUCAGCCCCCAAAGAAGCCCAACAAAAUGGGGUUUGAUGAAGUCUUCGUCAUCAGCCUGGCCCGUAGACCCCAGCGCCGGGCUCGAAUGCUGAGCUCUCUCUGGGAGAUGGAGAUCUCUGCUCAGGUGGUAGACGCUGUGGAUGGCAGGACACUCAACAGCAGUAUCCUUAAGCACCUCGGUGUGGACCUGCUCCCUGGCUACCAGGACCCCUACUCAGGCCGCACACUGACCAAGGGUGAGGUGGGCUGUUUCCUCAGCCACUACUCCAUCUGGGAAGAGGUGGUUGCCAGGGGCCUGGCCCAGGUUGUGGUGUUUGAGGAUGACGUGCGCUUUGAGAACAACUUCCGGAAGCGACUGGAACAGCUGAUGGAGGAUGUGGUGGCUCAGAAGCUCUCGUGGGACUUGAUCUACCUUGGCCGGAAGCAGGUGAACCCGGAGGAGGAGGUGGCUGUGGAGGGUCUGCCUGGUCUGGUCGUGGCUGGCUACUCCUACUGGACGCUCGCAUACACCUUGAGCCUGGCAGGUGCUCGCAAACUGUUAGCCUCCCAGCCUCUGCACCGCAUGAUACCUGUGGAUGAGUUCCUGCCUGUCAUGUUUGAUCAGCACCCAAAUGACCAGUACAAAGCAUACUUCUGGCCUCGAGACCUCCAAGCCUUCUCAGCCAGGCCUCUGCUUGCCUCCCCCACCCACUAUGCGGGAGACGCUGAGUGGCUCAGUGACACGGAGACAUCGUCCCCCUGGGAUGAUGACAGUGGCCGCCUCAUUAGCUGGACUGGCUCUCAAAAGACCCUUCGUGGCCCCCACCUGCACCUGACUGGCAGCAGUGGGCAUAGUCUCCACCCUCACCCUAGGGAUGAGCUUUAGCCCACAAGGUCAAAGUAGGAACUCCAAAGGAGCAACAAGAAUUGACAGGAGCUACAGAGACAGCAGAAACCUGUCAUCUUGGGCUCAGCCAUUCUUCUACCCUCUGGACCCACUCCAGGUUGGGAGAACCACUCAGAGAUAGAGUCCAUUCCCUGAGGGUCACAAAGUGAAAGGACCCAGAGACUCCACUCUGCAGAUUGAGAGCCCAGUAGGCUCAGGGACAGGGAGGCCUCAGCUUUUGGAUUUCAAGCUGGCCAGACCUCAGAAUCCUGUCCUCUCUGAGGCCUCAGCUGCUGGGACAACUUUGCCUCCAUCUACCUCCACCUCAGCUCCCUCCCUGGCUUCACAUGGGGGCUCAUUAGCACCCUCUUCCUUGGCUGGUGGGAAGCUCAGGAAGGUGCUUGGCACACAGUAGACCUUCAAUAAAAGCCCUCUGCAUUAGCACUUUA
Messenger RNA from Meriones unguiculatus (Mongolian gerbil), 3902 nucleotides. RefSeq names its product cerebral endothelial cell adhesion molecule (gene Cercam). The record is from RefSeq and is a predicted model, not a curated record. Bases 1762 to 3453 code for a protein of 563 amino acids. The transcript is spliced from 15 exons. NCBI's taxonomy places the organism in Eukaryota, Metazoa, Chordata, Mammalia, Rodentia, Muridae.